AUGGCUCAGGACAUGACAGAGAAGGAGCUGCUGAAGAUGGAGCUGGACCAGCUGAAGAAGGAGGUGAAGAACGAGAGGCAAAUGGUCUCCAAGACCGGCAAGGAGAUCAAGGAAUACAUCGAGUCCAUGGCAGGCGAGGACCCGCUGCUCAAGGGGGUCCCCGAGGACAAGAACCCCUUCAAGGAGAAGGGGGGCUGCACCAUCAGCUGA
Molecule: messenger RNA, 210 nt
Organism: Pseudopodoces humilis (Tibetan ground-tit)
Lineage: Eukaryota; Metazoa; Chordata; Aves; Passeriformes; Paridae
Gene: GNGT2
Product: G protein subunit gamma transducin 2
Biological process (GO): G protein-coupled receptor signaling pathway
Cellular component (GO): heterotrimeric G-protein complex
Molecular function (GO): G-protein beta-subunit binding
Source: RefSeq, a predicted model, not a curated record